GUAUGUUCUGCCCCAGAACAGGACAGACUGCGAGCUGUUCAGAGCAGGAUACAUGUGGUAGAAAAAGUCUGAAAGCUGCUGGAUCAACAGAGGCUGAACAUGGGCGCUGUGGUUGGACUGCUGCUGCUGCUGAUGAUGAUGAUGAUCGGAGUCUCUCAUGGUUUGGAAACGUACUGUGAUGGCAGGAAGGAUGGAGCUCAGUGUUAUGGAGCUUUGGGAGGAAUGGUGGUCCUCCAGCUGAUGGACAGUGCCUCAGAAAUAUUUAGAUAUGAAUGGUCAAGCAAAUCAAAUGUGAUCCUCAUAGUGUCAAAGAACAACAUUAUAACUAAUGGAAUAUCAAACAGAUCUGUCUUUACUCCCAGUAAUGGAACAUUCAGGAUCAAUAAUCUGAGCAGGAUUGACAGUGGAAAAUAUACACUUAGUAUUCUUGAUUCCACUCUACAGAAGUUAGAAGGAAGGACUCUACAUUUGUCUAUUCAAGCUCCUGUGUCCUCUGUGCUGCUGGUCUCUGAGUGUCUACAGGGAGACAUGAGGGUGUCCUGCUCCUCUGUGGGAGGAGACGAUCCUCAGUACAGCUGGACUCUGGAUGGACGUGAACUGACAGACGAUGAUCUUCUCUCUGGAAAUACUGAGUCUGAAAACAUCACUCUGAAAGCAGAUGUCUCAGGAUAUCUGGUCUGUUCUGUCAGGAAUCGCUUCAGUGAUGUCUGUGGCUUCACAAUCAACAACUGCACCUCAUUCAAUGGGACACAAAAGUGGGUCCAUCAAUCCAAUGACACUGUGUGUACAAAACCAACAACAAUCUCAACCACAUCCACAGUGGGUAAGGAGACUGACAUAGCGUCUGUUACACCCUCAACUAAUAUCACACCCUCCAAUCAAACUGAGACUUCUGGCAGAGAUGAUCCAUGGUACAAUAAUCUGCUGCUAAUAGGCAGUGUGCUCGCAGCACUGCUGAUUUUAUUAAUUGUCGGCGUCGCAGUCAUCUGUUCUCAGAAGAAAAAGCAAAGCACCAAACCAGAAGAGGAAGGAGAUGACAAGGAAUUAACCUACGCUGACGUCAAGUUCACGCAGCGUCCAGGGAGGCAGGUGGAGCAAAGGGCAGAUUUGGAGGUGGAGUACGGCCAGGUCAGGUUUUCGGAGCGACCUCAGCAGACGGAGCUAAGGGAAAAUGAUUGUGUGUACGCCAUGGUCCGUAAAAGCAGGUGAUCUGAAGUGACUGGAGUGCUUUUACAAGGACUGCACCGCUGAAAGCAAGUAGAGAGAGACAGAAGGGCAAGUUCAGAUACCUGGAGGCCUGUCAUCUCAAACACGAGCCAUCAAAGCCCCUAUAUGUCCUGAUUUUGUAUAUUUACUCUAAACAUGUGGGCUGUAAAUGGGCAUCAAAGCAUCCAGUCACCUUUAGGUCUGCAUUCCUGCUUAAGAAUGUUACACUAGCACUCCUGUUUUUGUUUUUUGUUUUUUGUUUUUUUUUUUGGGGGGGGGGGGUAUUCAACAUUUUAUUUUAAGUAUUUCGUAAUUUUUUACCCAGUUUCUGGGUUUGUAUGAUGCUGUACCUUUCGGUUGUUACUUGUCUUUAAUUUAUAGGCAUAUUUAAUUUAAAGUUUCUUUGUUUCAUACUUUCUUUACAAUGUAUUUAGCUUUAUUAUUUUAAUGAUGGCAGACAUGAACAGUAUUUGGGCAUGCCUGUUUUCCCUUCAUCUAAAAUAGUUGCUUUUAGUUUGACAGCAUACAACUUAAAUAAUAAAAUUUGCUCAAAAUGAAAAAAUGCACUAAUUGAAAAGAUUUGUUUGGAUCAGUUGGUGUCCAUAAUAUGUAGAAUUCUAUCGGUGCUGAGUGUGUGGGAGGAAGUGUCACAAUCAGUGAUGCUAUCUUUUAUCCGCCCUUCUCGUUUAAAGAUACAUUUGCAGUGAAAUGUCUUGUAUCUUGGGACAUUCUCGCUAAGCAGAAAUCCUUUCCACGAUGCAAACACUUUGGCUUUUUUCUGGGCUUUCAUUCUCACGAAACUGGUUUAUCGGUUGUAUUUGAAUCAGUUAAUGGUCACAUAUCCCCUUGGUGCAAAGUUCAAUUUGCACAGGUUGUAAAGUUGUAACUGUGCUAUAUUCUCUAAUAAAUAAAGUUUCAGUAAUUUUGUUUACUAAA
Amphiprion ocellaris (clown anemonefish) is the source of this 2142-nucleotide messenger RNA. RefSeq lists its product as uncharacterized. Lineage: Eukaryota; Metazoa; Chordata; Actinopteri; Pomacentridae. The transcript has 6 exons. Bases 100 to 1209 code for a protein of 369 amino acids. The record is from RefSeq and is a predicted model, not a curated record.